UCCCUUCCUGUUAUUUAACCUUCCUUAAGGCGGUGCUCACAGCGAGGUCUGACCUGGGGUCAGUGUGAGAGUGUUAAGAACGAAGGUAUGUUUCCACACUGCUCACUGCGGAACAAGACCGAGAAUCAUCAGCGAGCACAGAGUCCAGGUCCCAAUGUCUUCAGGAGGGGUUGGUUAUGAGCCCAGGUUCCACCGGGUACAAGAUCCACACUAUGACCAGGUCCCCGACGGCUCCUCAUGGCACGACCCGGAUCUUCCUAUGCCUCCGGGUCCCUUGCAUGAAAUAGCACCCGCUGUGAGCUUGGACCCCCUCCCUCCUCCCCCUCUACCUGAGCAGCCUGCUGUUGGGGAUGAAUCCUUGUACCCCCCCAGCGACAAUGAGCCAGUGGACGGUGACUGUGAUGCCAUGGACAUUAAACCAGUCCGUCGCUUCAUACCCACCUCCCUCAAGAACUUCUUCCGUGGCAAUAGUGGUAAAAGUGUCAGCAACCAUUGGGCCGUCCCUCCCCCGCCUUUACCGGCCCCUUACUCCACCGCCCCCUCAUCCACUAAGAAUGCCAGCUGCCGGACCACAGCAGGAGUCCCGUGCUCACCACCCAACUCCGCCCCUCCCUCCCCGUCCCUGCUAGGGUCCAACCGGGACCCCUACGGCGGCUCUGGCUACAGCUACACCUCUCAGAAGGAGCGCGACGGGUUGCCGCUGGGUAGCGAAGCCCUCACCUCCGUAUCGGCAGUGCCCACCAAUCUGUCGGCCCUGACUUACCACGAGCGGGUGGAGGAGUACCACCUGCGCUACGCCUACAUGAAGUCCUGGGCCGGCCUGCUGAGGAUCCUGGGCUGUGUGGAGCUGCUGAUGGGAGCUGCAGUGUUCGCCUGCGUCUGUGCUUAUGUUCAUAAGGACAACGAGUGGUUCAAUAUGUAUGGGUACUCCCAGCCGGGGCUCGGUGGAAGUGUCGGCGGAUAUGGGGGCGACCCCUACACGGGCCCCAAGACCCCGUUCGUCCUUGUGGUGGCUGGUCUUGCAUGGAUAGUGACCGUUAUCCUGGUCGUUCUUGGCAUGAGCUUGUAUUACAGAACCAUCCUUCUAGACUCUUCUUGGUGGCCCCUCACCGAGUGUGCCAUCAAUCUGGUCUUGGGGAUUCUGUAUUUAACAGCAGGAAUAUUGUAUGUGAGGGACACCACGCGGGGGGGGCUGUGCAACUUCCCGGUCUUCAAUAAUGGAUUAAAUGGGGCAUUUUGUCGCACAGAGGCUGGCCAGACAGCAGCCAUCGUCUUCCUCUUCAUCACCAUGGUGCUCUACUUCAUUGGUGCAGGAGUGUGUCUGAAGCUGUGGAGGCAUGAAGCGUCCAGGAUGAGGAAGGAGGGGCUGGCAUAUGAGAGCAAAACCAUUGGAUCGUCGCUCCCUCUGUCUAUCCUGGGUCCAUCCUCCAGGGUCUCUGAGCGGACCCCUCUGCCCACUCUCCAGCCAGACAUCAUGGACUCCACCAACUACUCUGCAGCUGCUCCUCUGAUGGCACUGGAGCCUGAGAUUCUCAGAGGCCACAUACCAGCCGGACACAUCCCCAAACCUGUCAUCAUAGCCGACUAUGUGGCAAAGUACCCCAGCAUCCGCUCAGACGAGGAGAGGGACCAGUACAAGGCUGUGUUCAACGACCAGUACGCCGAGUACAAGGAGCUGCAUGCUGAGGUCCAGGCCAUGGCCAAGAGGUUUGAAGAGAUGGACGAGAUGAUACAGAAUCUUCCCCCCCGGCCUUCUAGCCAAAUGGAGAAGGAGCGGAUCAGCGCCAUUGUAUCUGAAUACCAAAGGAAGAAAGCUGAUCCAACGUAUUUGGAAAAAAGGGAGAGAUGCGACUACCUGAAGAACAAGCUCUCUUACAUCAAGCAGAGGAUUCAGGAGUACAACAAGGUCCCGGACGCAAACAACUAAUCCCCGCAGUUCAAGCGCUCAGCAGCACUCCUGGAAUUCAUAUCAAGAAAAAAAAAGGUUGCUAAGGACAUUUUAAAUGCCCAAUUUGAUGCUUGUGUCAGUAACUAAUCAUAUUUUUAGCAUUAAUUGAGUGACGAGCCCAAAACUCUAAGUGUUCCUUUUGAAAGUGAGUGUAAAUAAGAUCCCACCAAAUGAAUGAAUGAAGUAAACAAGACGGAGUCAAUGUUAAGGACGCUAUGAUUAGUCCUGCAUCCGCAGCAGACGAGCAGGAGCUGAGGUUUGUUAGUUGAUCCGUGGUCCCAUUGGAUGGACUUUUAUAUGCUGCAUGUGUCACAGCGUGGAGGUCAAGCUGCUUGUUAUAAUCCUUCCUGUUUGCUGGUAUUACUUUUGACAUUGUUCUAUUGAACUGUGAGGCUCCAUGACACUGAAAUCAUAAUGUUGAAUAUGACAUGAUGGCGGUUUAUUAUUAUCUUUAGUCACUACUUUUGUAAACUCACGUGUAUAGUUUGUGUGAUAUGUGCAUGUUGUUGUUUUGUAUCAUAUGUAAUGUGCUUCAUAACAAAGAAGGAACUUUUUAUAAACUCUUCAGCUAAUAUCCUGUUUGGA
Messenger RNA from Gasterosteus aculeatus aculeatus (three-spined stickleback), 2533 nucleotides. NCBI's taxonomy places the organism in Eukaryota, Metazoa, Chordata, Actinopteri, Perciformes, Gasterosteidae. The record is from RefSeq and is a predicted model, not a curated record.